Coniosporium apollinis CBS 100218 is the source of this 876-nucleotide messenger RNA. RefSeq lists its product as uncharacterized. The transcript has a single exon. The record is from RefSeq and is a predicted model, not a curated record. Bases 1 to 876 code for a protein of 291 amino acids. Lineage: Eukaryota; Fungi; Ascomycota; Dothideomycetes.
AUGCCGUCUUUUCUAGUUCUCCGCGCCGUCCGCGCGCUGUUCGCAUGCUCUCUCCUCCUCACACUCGGACCGCAAGGCAUCUCCGCGCAAAGAACCUCAUCAAGCACGAGUUCUAGCACUACUCGCACGCCCACGUCCACCACCGCAGCCGGCUCCUCCAUCGCGACCGCUGGACCUCCCCCAGAUGUCUAUCUCAACGUGCCCAACCUCUCAGUCGGCCGCAUUGAGCUCAACGUCGACAACCUCCAAGCAGACAUCAAUUUGAACGCCAACGUCGCCAGCCUGGUAACCAUUAACGCCGGCAUCGCGCUCUCAGUGCAGAACAUCAACCUGACGAUCGAAGACGUGCAAGCCGAGCUCGAGCUUGUCGUCCGCCUGGGCAACCUCGUCGAAAUCGUCAACCGCGUCUUCGAGUCCCUCGACCUGAACCCGCUCCUCAUCAGCACGCUGAGCAAUGCCACCAAUCUGCUGCAGCCCGUGAUCGGCGCUGUGGACGGGCUGCUGGGCACCGUCACCCAGGGUGGCACCACGAUCAGCUUCGUGGUCGACAACUUCGGGAAUAUCGUGCAGCAGGUCGCGGGCGCGAAUGGCGGCCCGGUCAGCUCGAUCGUCGGCAACUACCUGACCAACAUGACGGAUACGGGCGUGAGCCAGACUCUCCAGAACGGUCUUAUCUCGAGGCAGUACUCCUACACACCUCUUAAUGCGCUGGUCAACAUUGUGUUUAAUGCUGCGGGCCAGGUGGUGCAAGCGAGUGUCGUUAAGGGUAGUACGACCCCGGGAGGCAGCAGCACUGUUCCUGGAAGCACUAGCACUGCCGCGCCUCGCCCGAGCAGCACGAGCAGCGUCAGCAGUAGCAGGACGGGUGCUAGGUAG